Molecule: messenger RNA, 1271 nt
Organism: Phaethon lepturus (White-tailed tropicbird)
Lineage: Eukaryota; Metazoa; Chordata; Aves; Phaethontiformes; Phaethontidae
Product: proton-coupled amino acid transporter 1-like
Exons: 9
Biological process (GO): L-alanine transport; glycine transport; proline transmembrane transport
Cellular component (GO): vacuolar membrane
Molecular function (GO): L-alanine transmembrane transporter activity; glycine transmembrane transporter activity; L-proline transmembrane transporter activity
Source: RefSeq, a predicted model, not a curated record
ACCAUGUCCACCCGGCGCCUCCGCAGCGAGGACUACAACGACUACAGCUCCACGGACGUCACACCGGAGGGGAGCCCGCCCGACGGCAUGAACGGCUUCACCCGCCCCGAGUCCUACCAGCGCUUUGGGGAGUCCAAUGGGACAACGUGGUACCAGACCCUGAUCCACCUCCUGAAGGGGAAUAUCGGCACAGGGCUGCUGGGGCUGCCUCUGGCUGUGAAGAAUGCUGGCAUCCUGCUGGGUCCUCUGAGCCUGCUGGUGAUGGGAGUCGUGGCUGUGCACUGCAUGGGCAUCCUGGUGAAAUGCGCCCAUCACUUCUGCUACAGGUUCCAGAAGCAGUUUGUGGACUAUGGGGGUGCCGUGGUGUACGGGCUGGAGUCGACUCCCAGUGCGUGGCUGCGGACACAUGCUGUCUGGGGAAGGCGUGUAGUGGGACUCUUCCUGAUAGUCACUCAGCUGGGUUUCUGCUGUGUGUACUUUGUCUUUCUGGCUGACAAUCUAAGACAGGUCAUAUCUGCAGCAAACGGGACCACCAAUGACUGCAACGCGAACAGGACGGUAACGAUGACCCCCACCAUGGACUCUCGGCUAUACAUGGUUUCCCUGCUGCCUUUUGUGGUGCUGCUCACGUUCAUCCAGAAUCUCAAGGUCCUGUCUGUCUUCUCCAUGCUGGCCAACGUGGCCAUGCUCGGCAGCCUUGUCGUGAUCUACCAGUACAUCGUCAGGGUGCUGCCUCUGGAAAACAAGAUGAAAAACCCCCGGCAGUUCCCAGUCAUCCUCUACGUGGGGAUGACGAUUGUCACCGUCUUGUACAUCAGCCUGAGCGUCCUGGGGUACCUGCGUUUUGGGGCAGACAUUCAGGCCAGCAUAACGCUCAACCUGCCCAACUGCUGGCUGUACCAAGCUGUCAAGCUGCUCUUCUCCUUUGGGAUUUUCAUCACGUACGCCGUGCAGUUCUACGUGCCCGCCGAGAUCAUCAUCCCUCCCCUUGUUGCCCGGGUUUCGGAGCGCUGGGGCUGGCUGGUCAACCUGCUCCUCAGGGUGGCCCUGGUCAGCGUCACCUGCGUGCUGGCCAUCCUCAUCCCGCGCCUGGACAUCGUCAUCUCGCUGGUGGGCUCCGUCAGCAGCAGCGCCCUGGCUCUCAUCUUCCCCCCGCUGCUGGAGAUUGCCACCUACUACGCCGAAGGCAUGCACCCCCUCCUCAUUGCCAAGGACGUGGCCAUCAGCCUCUUCGGCUUCGUGGGUUUCGUGGUGGGGACGUACGAGGCGCU